GCGAAUUGCGAAAACCCCAAGACAGCGAGAGAGAGAGAGAGAGGCCACAAGAAGAAGUGAACCACUAAACAAUAUUAUAUAUAUAUAUAUAUAUGUAUGUAUGCUAUACAGUAUAAUUUAAGUGGAGAGGAGAGGCAGUUUUUAGAUGCAGAGUGAGAGUCAGUGUCCAAAUCGGCUGUUCUCUCUGUUUUUCGGUCCGAGGAAGAGAGUAGGUUAGAGAGAGAAAGUAGAGAGACUCAGAUGAUGUCGGACCUAGACAGGCAAAUAGAGCAGCUGAAGAAGUGCGAGCCUUUGAAGGAGUCCGAGGUCAAGGCUCUUUGCCUCAAAGCCAUGGAAAUCCUCGUUGAAGAGAGCAACGUUCAAAGGGUCGACGCACCAGUCACUAUAUGUGGUGAUAUCCAUGGGCAGUUUUAUGACAUGAAAGAGCUUUUCAAAGUAGGAGGUGAUUGUCCAAAGACUAACUACUUGUUUCUUGGAGAUUUUGUUGACAGAGGAUUUUACUCUGUCGAGACAUUUCUGCUUCUACUAGCUCUGAAGGUAAGAUACCCAGAUCGGAUAACACUCAUUAGGGGGAACCAUGAGAGCCGCCAGAUCACGCAGGUAUACGGAUUCUAUGAUGAGUGCCUACGUAAGUAUGGCUCUGUAAACGUUUGGAGAUAUUGCACUGAUAUAUUCGAUUACUUGAGUCUAUCGGCUCUCAUUGAGAACAAGAUAUUUUCUGUUCAUGGUGGUCUCUCUCCUGCCAUUUCCACAUUGGACCAGAUUCGAACAAUUGAUCGAAAGCAAGAAGUACCCCACGAUGGUGCCAUGUGUGACCUCCUAUGGUCAGAUCCAGAAGAUAUUGUUGAUGGUUGGGGGUUGAGUCCUCGUGGUGCUGGGUUUCUAUUUGGGGGCAGUGUUGUCACUUCUUUUAACCACUCGAAUAACAUCGAUUAUAUAUGUCGUGCCCAUCAGUUGGUAAUGGAAGGUUAUAAAUGGAUGUUCAAUAACCAGAUAGUUACCGUCUGGUCGGCUCCAAAUUACUGUUACAGAUGCGGUAAUGUAGCUGCAAUUCUUGAGCUUGAUGAGAAUCUUAAUAAGCAGUUUCGCGUGUUUGAAGCAGCACCACAGGAAUCAAGAGGGGCUCCUGCCAAAAAACCGGCACCAGAUUAUUUUCUAUGACAUUGGAUACAUGAAGCUUUUAACUUUAAACAUCCAUUGUGCUCAAUUUGGUGAGCAAGAUGAUUAUAUGGUGGCAUGGUGAAAAGAUUAUGUCGUGCAAGAUGCAAGGGAUUGAUGGCUAGACUUCUCAAUGAUUGGAUCCUCGGGUGGCCACCAGGAAUGUUGUUAUUGAGUUAUUUAUAUCAGUUUGGAUUGAUGGGUUGCAUUUUUCCUUUCAUCCCCACUUAUUCAAUGUUUUGAUAUCUGUCAUUUGUAAGAAUAGCAUGUUAUGUGCCGGUGAGUUAUUGAUAUAGACAAGGAUUCAUAUAUUCUUCACUCCCUUGGGGGAGUAGGAGUCACAAAAAAUGAAAUUUAGGAUGUUGAAUAGAGAGGACCUUUGAUGGCAAUAUCUGUGAAAUACUUGCAUAUCAAAUGGUCAGUUUGAGGACGUGUUUUUAUAUGCUCAUCUUCUUUUAUUUGCUUUGUGUUGAACGAAAUUUGUCUUUGGGAAAGGCUGAUGCGUGGUGUGGUCGAGGACCCAUCAGCCUUCAUGUCAGUUCCAACAAACAGAGAUUCACUAUAAUGAAGGAAGAUUGUGAUGUCA
Molecule: messenger RNA, 1744 nt
Organism: Cornus florida
Lineage: Eukaryota; Viridiplantae; Streptophyta; Magnoliopsida; Cornales; Cornaceae
Product: serine/threonine-protein phosphatase PP-X isozyme 2
Exons: 8
Coding region: 241-1161 (306 amino acids)
Biological process (GO): peptidyl-serine dephosphorylation; double-strand break repair via homologous recombination
Cellular component (GO): cytoplasm; nucleus
Molecular function (GO): protein serine/threonine phosphatase activity
Source: RefSeq, a predicted model, not a curated record